AUGGCGGCGGCGCGUGGCCUGGGCAGCAGCGCGGGGCGGCUCCUGGGCAGCCUGUGCAGGCGCUCGGGGCAGCCGGUGCGGCAGCUGCGCGGGGUGAGCGCCCCCGCCGCCGCCGCCGCGCAGCCGGGCUCGUACCAGGCACGGAGCACACAGGCGGCCCGGGAUCCGGUCGCUUUCUGGGGGCCGCUGGCGCGGGACACGCUCGUGUGGGACACCCCCUACCACACUGUCUGGGACUGUGACUUCAGCAGCGGCAAGAUCGGCUGGUUUCUGGGAGGCCAGUUAAACGUGUCUGUCAACUGCUUGGAUCAGCAUGUUCAGAAGUCCCCGGAGAGCGUUGCUUUGAUCUGGGAGCGGGAUGAGCCUGGAACUGAAGUGAGGAUCACGUACAGGGAACUGCUGGAGACCACGUGCCGCCUGGCCAACACGCUGAAGAGACAUGGGAUCCGACGAGGGGACCGGGUGGCCAUCUACAUGCCUGUUUCCCCACUGGCUGUGGCUGCAAUGCUGGCCUGUGCCAGGAUUGGAGCCGUCCACACCGUUGUCUUUGCUGGCUUCAGUGCGGAGUCCUUGGCUGGGAGGAUCAAUGAUGCCAAGUGCAAGGUUGUCAUCACCUUCAACCAAGGACUCCGGGGAGGGCGCGUGGUGGAGCUGAAGAAGAUCGUGGAUGAAGCCGUGAAGCACUGUCCGACCAUCCAGCAUGUCCUGGUGGCUCACAGGACGGACAACAAGGUCCACAUGGGGCAUCGGGACAUCCCCCUUGAGCAGGAAAUGGCCAAGGAAGACCCUGUGUGCGCCCCAGAGAGCAUGGGCAGCGAGGACAUGCUCUUCUUGCUGUACACUUCGGGGAGCACUGGGACCCCCAAGGGACUCGUCCACACCCAGGCGGGCUACCUGCUAUAUGCCGCCCUGACACACAGGCUUGUGUUUGACUACCGGCCAGGUGACGUCUUUGGCUGUGUGGCCGACAUCGGCUGGAUCACAGGACACAGCUAUGUGGUGUACGGACCCCUGUGCAAUGGAGCAACCAGCGUCCUUUUUGAGAGCACCCCAGUUUACCCCGAUGCUGGUCGAUACUGGGAGACGGUGCAGAGGUUAAAGAUCAGUCAGUUCUAUGGGGCCCCGACGGCUGUCCGGCUGCUGUUGAAAUACGGUGACUCCUGGGUGAAGAAGUAUGACCGUUCUUCCCUGAGGACCCUGGGGUCAGUGGGAGAACCGAUCAACUUCGAGGCUUGGGAGUGGCUCCACAAGGUGGUGGGGGACAGCAGAUGCACGCUGGUGGACACGUGGUGGCAGACAGAAACGGGUGGCAUCUGCAUCGCGCCACGGCCCUCAGAGGAAGGGGCAGAGGUCCUCCCUGGCAUGGCGAUGCGGCCCUUUUUUGGCAUUGUCCCGGUGCUCAUGGACGAGAAGGGAAAUGUCGUGGAGGGCAGUAACGUCUCCGGGGCUCUGUGCCUGUCCCAGGCCUGGCCGGGCAUGGCCAGGACCAUCUACGGAGACCACCAGAGAUUCAUGGAGGCCUACUUCAAGCCUUACCCAGGCCACUACUUCACCGGUGAUGGGGCAUACAGGACAGAGGGCGGCUACUACCAGAUCACAGGGCGGAUGGACGACGUCAUCAACAUCAGCGGUCACAGGCUGGGGACCGCAGAGAUCGAGGACGCGAUGGCUAACCACCCCGCUGUGCCAGAGACCGCUGUCAUUGGCUAUCCCCAUGACAUCAAAGGAGAAGCUGCAUUUGCCUUCAUCGUGUUGAAGGACAACACAAGUGACACAGAUGCUGUGGUGAAGGAGCUCAGAUCAGCAGUGGCCACCAAGAUUGCCAAGUACGCCGUGCCCGAUCAGAUUCUGGUAGUGAAGCGUCUUCCAAAAACUCGGUCUGGAAAAGUCAUGCGGAGGCUCCUGAGGAAGAUAAUCACGGGCAGAGCUCAGGAUCUGGGGGACACCACCACCCUGGAGGACCCCAGUGUCAUCACGGAAAUCCUGAGUGCCUACCAGAAGUACAAAUCCAAGCAAGCUGCCUCUCAGUGAUGGGCUCUGGUCAAGACCCAGUCCCCACACCCCUAACCGUCGUUCCAGAAUGUAGCUCUCAGAUGUGCUCAUUUUCUGCUCUCUCAGAAGCAGGCCUCUCCCAGAGCAUAACCCAUACUGCCCCAGUGUGAAGUCUGUGCUAAACCCUGCCUUCUUGCUGCUGAGAACCCAUGAAGAAGUACUAUCAGACAUGCUUAGCAUUUGCUUCCCCUUUUCCUGAAUUUGGUUUCCUGGAAUGAAAAGUCACUGUCAUCUCCAUUUCUGUGUUACCUCCUGACAGCACAGGAAGGUGAAAAGCCUGGUAACAUGUGCCUGCUCAGAUGACUGAGAACUAGAAGCAAUCAUAGUUCUUCUAUGAUUUUCCCAGAUGUUUCUAGAUACAAAAGGCAGAUACUUUAUUUUUAUACUUUUAUAUUUUGGAAGACUGUACAAAUACACACAUGUAGUAUGUGGAUUUACAUGUACAUGCUCUUUGUAACAUUUAGAGCUAUGAAAAUCUUUUGUGCCUCUGCUCAUGGGGAAAUGUGGAGAGGGUCAGAGGGUGCGUUUUUAAUGUUCGGCAUAUGGGGGAAUCUGUAUUGGAAAUGUUUGUACCUUUGUCUAAAUAUAGCUAUCUUGAGAACUUUCAA
Messenger RNA from Leptonychotes weddellii (Weddell seal), 2660 nucleotides. RefSeq names its product acyl-CoA synthetase short chain family member 1 (gene ACSS1). Gene Ontology annotation, cellular component: mitochondrion. The record is from RefSeq and is a predicted model, not a curated record. Gene Ontology annotation, molecular function: acetyl-CoA synthetase activity; AMP binding. Lineage: Eukaryota; Metazoa; Chordata; Mammalia; Carnivora; Phocidae.